Anthostomella pinea is the source of this 912-nucleotide messenger RNA. The record is from the annotation of a GenBank genome assembly. Lineage: Eukaryota; Fungi; Ascomycota; Sordariomycetes; Xylariales; Xylariaceae.
AUGCUGCGGCCCAGAUUGAGAAUACCACGGGUAGGGAGCCUGCUACGGCAGCAGCCGCUUGCAUUCUCCCGCGCAGCUCAUUACGUCCCUCGUCUCGACCAGUUUCAUCCCGAGGAAGGCGUGCCGGGGCUGUUGUCUCCCCAGGCCUACGACAUAGCAUGGACGAAGUAUAUGGACCACGUAAUUGAGAAGCUUGGAGAUUUGACUGCAGGUACGGAAUACGAACAGUUCGACACCAAGACCAUCCUCCAGAACACCGCGCGCGAGGCCCAUCUAGCACCCCUCUUCAACUACGCCUCCAUGGCGCACAACAACACGCUCUUCUUCCAGAACCUGCUGAACCUGCGCGCCUGGGAAGCGCAGAAGCAGUCCGAGGGGGGCAACCCGGCCGAGAUGACCUACAAGGAGCGCAUCCCGGGCCAGCUGCGCAACCAGCUCGAGCAAAACUUCAGCUCGGUCGAGACGCUGCGCCGCGAGCUCCUCAGCACGGCGCUGGGCAUGUUCGGCCCCGGGUUCGUCUGGCUGGUCAAGAACGACCGGUCGAGCGAGUACCGCAUCCUGACGACGUACCUGGCCGGCACGCCCUACACGGCCGGCCACUGGCGCCGCCAGGGCGUCGACAUGAACACCUCGAGCGGCGACGUCGACACCGUGAAGGGGUACCACGAGCGCCAGCAGACGGGCGCCGGCGCCGACAACGGGGCCAGGUUCACGCGCGCGCCGGGCGGCACCGACGUCAUCCCCGUGCUGUGCCUGAACACCUGGGAGCACGUGUGGCUGCCCGACAACGGCUUCGAGCUGGGCGGCGUUGGGGGCAAGAGGAUGUACGUCGAGAAGUGGUGGGACUGUAUCGAUUGGCACAAGGUGAACGGGUUGGCGAACGGGGCCGGACAUGACAAGUUCAAAUCCUGA